AAUUUGAAAGAUCAAAGAAUGGCUCUCCAGUGCCCUGAAGGGUUAAAUCUAAUCUUCACUGGGUUUACUAUAUAUAUAAUCUCUUUCGAAGAAUAUUGAUCUGAACUCAACAGCCUCAAUACCAUUUUCAAGUUAAGUGAGUUUGUGUGAAAAAAAAUUCAUAACAUGGAAGGGAAAGUUUUCACAGAAGAGCAGGAAACAUUGGUGGCCAAGUCAUGGGGUGUGAUGAAGAAGAAUUCUGCUGAAUUGGGUCUUAAAUUCUUCCUGAAGAUAUUUGAAAUUGCACCAUCAGCUCAGAAGCUGUUCUCUUUCUUGAAGGACUCUGAUAUUCCUCUGGAGAAGAACCCAAAGCUCAAGCCCCAUGCUAUUUCUGUCUUUGUUAUGACUUGUGAAUCAGCCGUUCAACUCCGGAAAUCAGGCAAAGUCACAGUGAGAGAAUCAACCUUGAAAAGAUUAGGUGGAGUACACUUCAAAUCUGGAGUGGUCGAUGAACAUUAUGAGGUCACUAAGUUCGCAUUGUUAGAAACCAUAAAAGAAGCAGUGCCAGAAAUGUGGUCACCAGAGAUGAAAAAUGCAUGGGGAGAAGCUUAUGAUCAGUUGGUUGCUGCUAUAAAAGCAGAAAUGAAGCCCUCCCCUUGAAUUAAACACUUCUUCAAUACAAUCUCAGCUCUUGCUUCAUUUGGAAAUUUUACAUGAUGGAAAUAAUGUACAGAAGGUUUGCAUCAGGGAAUGUGCCUUUGUUAAUUUUGUUUGAGUGUUUGUUAUUUUCUUAACCUUUUCUUUUAAAUGAACUUUUGUGAGUUUGAUUUUUUAAAUAAGAUUCACUGGGUUGUAAGCUCA
Messenger RNA from Prunus dulcis (almond), 840 nucleotides. RefSeq names its product non-symbiotic hemoglobin. The transcript has 4 exons. The record is from RefSeq and is a predicted model, not a curated record. NCBI's taxonomy places the organism in Eukaryota, Viridiplantae, Streptophyta, Magnoliopsida, Rosales, Rosaceae. Bases 166 to 639 code for a protein of 157 amino acids. Gene Ontology annotation, molecular function: heme binding; oxygen binding.